This is a messenger RNA of Drosophila miranda, 736 nucleotides long. RefSeq lists its product as uncharacterized. Lineage: Eukaryota; Metazoa; Arthropoda; Insecta; Diptera; Drosophilidae. The coding region runs from base 95 to 541 and encodes 148 amino acids. The transcript has 3 exons. The record is from RefSeq and is a predicted model, not a curated record. Gene Ontology annotation, biological process: regulation of synaptic transmission, cholinergic; positive regulation of voltage-gated potassium channel activity; sleep.
UAUUAAACACUCGUCAGUCGCCGUACCGUCAAGGUCUGCCAGUCGCAAUCGAAAUAUAUACUCUUCAAAUCAAGAAUUUCCCCUGUCAGUGAAAAUGGUGUCCAGUGUAAAGCUCUUCUUGGCCCUGACCAUCUUGGCCACUCUGGCCUGCACGGGCUAUGCCAUCAAGUGCUACCAGUGCGAGUCGGUGACCAAUCCCAAGUGUGGCGAAAAGUUCGAGUCGGACGACAGUCUGCUGCUGGACUGCGGCAAGAUUGCCCCGCCACGCUUCCUGCAGAGCUUCUUCCCCGUCCGCAAUGCCACCGGUUGCAUGAAGAAGCUCAUUGAUACGGUUCCCGGACACCCGCAGGUGGUGCGCAGCUGCUACUUCGGGGACAUUAGCAACACCCAGACGGGUUGCACCUCGGACCCCUCCCUGCCCUUCGCCAAGCAGCUGAGCUGCGAUGUCUGCACCAAGGACGAGUGCAACGGAUCUGCCACCAUCGCCCCCAUUGCCGGAGCCAUUCUGCUCUUUUUUGGCGUGGCUCGCCUGCUGGCCUAAGAGACCGGAGAGCCGCUCUCUCUUUCCAUAUCCGUAGUAGAUGUUGUGCGCUUUUUUUGUUGAAAGCUUGUAAUGGAUCCGCUUGAAUCUUUAUCUUGAAUCUGAAUCUGGAUUUAUUGUUGUACACUCGUCGAACAUUUUUUGUCCACACUCGAAUCGCUUUAUUUAUUUAGAAUAAAAAUUUUGUUAAUCGUA